AUGAAUCUGGAUCAGCAAGUUUGAAUUCCAUCACAGCAGCUGAGAAGUGAGUGCUGAGGUAAUUAAUUAAAUGUGAAUUUUAAAGGAGUUUUAGUAAUUGUUUCUGCUAAACUAUGAGUUUUUUUUGUCAAACUCUUCAACAGAAAGUAACCUUGCACAUUGGCAGAAUCUGCCUGUGAAUCAUGAUCUGGCAAAUGUAUAUAUUUUUUCUUUUAUUAGAUAAUACUUUCCUCCCUUCUCAAAAUGCAUCAAUAGCAGCCUGCAAACAGGCCAUCUGCUCACUCUUGUGGUUUAAAAGUAAGCAACGCAGCAUUGGAGAGAAAGAAAAAAAUUACUCAGAUUGUGCUGUUGCUAUAGUGUGGUUGAUGUUUUACUGUCAAGUGUUUUAUAUUGUACAGGAUUUUUAAUUGGCUUUUAUCUUUGAACAACUGGCUGGCAGACAUAAUUUCAAGGUAACAUUUGUAAAAGACAGAUUAAUACAAGAAUAUUCCUGAGGGCAUUAUAUUGAGCUCAUCUUGCCACCUUCACUCUGCACCAAUGAAUUUUCUGGAAUGAAUUAUUUGGUUCACAUGUAAGAUUUAAUGGCUAAAUCUGGCUUGUUGAAGUGCCUUACGUCAACUAGUUUGAAUUAUAUUAGCAUCUGCAUAACCUUUCAUCCUGUCCAACACAUUAGAAGAUGUACAAAUUGAAUUUUCUUUGCCAGUAGUCAAAAAAAUGUUUUGAACUGAUUAUUAAUCUUAGAAUCUUAGUAGGAUUGAUAUUUAAAUGUUGAGAAUAUAAAUACUUAGUACAUUCUAUUUACUUAUCAAUUUAAUAAAUUAAAAGCAAUUCUGUAUCAACUGCAGGCAGAUCAAAAUUUGCAGUAGAAAUAAAUGUCUAAGGUGUAAAUUGAGAUGAAAGGUUUAAGAUCCGUGGGCAGUUGGCCAUGAUACAGAACGAGUAGGUUGAAGUUCUGUUAUUUUAAUUUCGCUUGAGUUCCAAAUCUUUGCGCCAAAUAGAAUUAACUCUUUUCUUUGGCUUCCUAGAACCAUAGAACAUUACAGCACAGAAACAGGCCUUUUGGCCCUUCUUGGCUGUGCCGAACCAUUUUUUUUGCCUAGUCCCACUGACCUGCACCUGGGCCAUAUCCCUCCAAACCCCUCUCAUCCAUAUACCUAUCCAAGUUUUUCUUAAAUGUCAAAAGUGAGCACGCAUUCACCACUUCAUCUGGCAGCUCAUUCCACAUUCCCACCACUCUGUGUGAAGAAGCCCCCACCCCAAUGUUCCCUUUAAACUUUUCCCCCUUCACCCUUAACCCAUGACCUCUGAGUUUUUUUCUCCCCUGGCUUCAGUGGAAAAAGCCUGCUUGCAUUCACUCUAUCUAUACCCAUCAUAAUUUUAUACACCUCUAUCAGAUCACCCCUCAUUCUCCUAUGCUUCAGGGAAUAAAGUCCUAACCUAUUCAACCUUUCUUUGUAACUCAGUUUCUCAAGUCCCGGCAACACUCUUUCAACCUUAUUAAUAUCCUUCCUGUAAUUCGGUGACCAAAACUGCACACAAUACUCCAAGUUCGGUCUCACCAAUGUCUUAUACAACCUCACCUUAUACAUUCCUCUGGGAGAAUGUUUUAGCUAAGAACUCUAAGUAAUGAACUUGAGUUGUUAUCCUUUCCUCAUAAUACCUUUGUUCCAAGUUAAAUCCUCUGUUCACAGGUUUUCUGUUUACUGAAUUUGAAAUUGUAUCUGAUCUAAGUUUUAAAUCUGACCAAUAUCAUAUUAACUUUUCUCAAUCCCCAUAAUUUUGGGAAAAAGAGGUCACCAUUUUAACUUGGCAAUUGUAUGUAAUAAAUGGUAAUAAAAUAUAAUAUAAUUUAUUAUAUGGAUCACUGCUAGAAUAAUCAAGAAUAGAAGACAAUAUAUGACACAACCAACUUUAUUUAAACCCCAAAGACAAAUCCUUAAUAAAUAGUUUAUUGCUGAAAGUGUUCUAAUUAAAUAACUAACACAGUAAUACAUUUAGUUUACAACUGUCUGCAUUAAAACCUUAAGAAGAAAUCUCAGUUGAAUUGUCUUUCUUGAACACUAUAGUUAUCAGAAUACAUCAAUAUCUGUAAGCUAAUUCUGUGUCUGAGGGCCAUUUUAGUGCGAAAUAACAUGACAACAAAGUUUUAGUUGUGUAGAUGGAGAUCUUUUCACAAUGAAUUUUGUUCCUAUUUCAGUUCUGCCUUUUUAUUUCAAGCUGUCACUGCAGUGACUCGUAAUGCAUUGUCAUCCAAGUUUGCUCCAAAUGAAAGAGUGUGGUGAUUAUGGUGACUGAUUGAAACUUUCCUCUGACAGCUGCAGUUAUCUUUACAUUUUUGCCAGUACUUCAACAGUGCAAAGAUAGCGUUCCUUGCAUAUUUCGGGAUUGUUGGUAAAGGAGCGGUUGUUUUAUGGCAGAAGAGUUGAAAACUUAAAUUUAAAUCUUAAAAAAGCUCAAGUCUGUUACAGUAACCAUGAAACUGCACAGCUGUUGUGAAGCCAUUCUGAUUCACUCAUAUCUGCCAGAGUAAGAAAUCUGUCGUUCUUACUCAGCCUAGUCUAUAUUUGGGGAUAGUGAAUAUGUUCUGAUAUUGCCAGUGAUGGGAAAAAUAUAGAAAAUCCUCUAAUCAAUAUUUAAAGAUGUUCAUAUAUGAUGAUCCCAUGUAACACAUCUGAGAACAGUUCUCCACCUCUAACAUUAGCUGGCAUUCCUUGUUUGCAAGUAUAUUUCAUUAAAUGUUUGGUAUUUGCUACCGUUACCCUAUAAUGACAGAAAUUUCCUGGGUCCUGAAUCUUUAUUUCUGAGGAAAAGGUAAUAAAUGUUCCUCACAUUAUAAAAUACUUUGACUUAAAAUGAGUUAUAAUGGAUUACACCAGAUAUACGGUGUAGAUAUUAGUUUAAUAUUGUCACAUGUACCAAGACUAGUGAAAAGUUGGUAUUGCAAACUGUUUGUGCAGAUCAAAUCUGCAUAAACUGCAUUGAGGUAGAAUGAGGUAAAACAGUUAACAAUGCAGAACAAAGAUAUAGAGAAGGUGCAGUUCAGGUAAAUAAUGAAGUGCAAGAUUAUAAUAAGGCAGAUUGUGUGAUCAAAAGUCCACCUUAUCGUACAACAGGCCUAUUCAAGAGACUGAUAACAGUGGGAUAGAAGUUGUCCUUGAGCCUGGUAGUACAUGCUUUCAGGCUUUUGUAUAUUGUUUGAUGGGAGCGGAGAAAUGUGUGAUUCAACCUCAUGUGUCCAUGCCAUUAUACUGAAGUUUGCUUGGGUAUGUUAUGACCUUCUGAAUUCCAUAUUGGCUUCAACAACUUCAGGUAACUACUUCCUCUGUUUCCAUUAGAAGGGGACAUUUUAAAAUAUGCCUUCUUGGACAGUAUGAGAAUGGCUCAGUUUUCCUCCACAUUCACACAGCCUGACUUCAUUUCACAUAACUUAGCCUGUGCACGCAUACUCACACCUACCCUCACGUCAUUGCUUUGAUGAAUGUUCCCUCUGACUAUCCUAGGUGCAGGUGACAUUUGCAAUUUAUCCUCCGAGUAGCCCUGACAUAAUAAUAGUAAGUAUUUAUCCUGAGUGGAAAAUUCUUUCAUUACAGCGGCAACAUUUAAAAACACUCAGCAAUGUGCAGGCUUGACUAAUUAUAAAAAUAUGCACAAUAAUAAUUUACCAAUGCGCAACGUACAAAAUAAUAAAAGAGACUAUUGUACUAUGAUUUGUGUUCUCCUGUGUUUCUGGAGAACUUGCAGACAGGGAAAGCCAGCUAACGUUAGAGGUGCAGAACUGUUCUUGGAUGUGUUGCAUGGCAUCAUUAUAUAUGAACACCAGGACAUCUUUAAAUAUUGUUUAGAGGAUUUUCUAUACUUUUCCCCAUCACUGGCAAUAUAAGAAUAUAUUCUCUACCCCCAAAUGGAACACACAAAGCAGUUAAAAGCAUUUGGAUGGGUCUGGAUGCAGAUGCACACCAGGCUGAGUAAAGAUGAGAUUUCUUAUUUUGACAGUGAAUCAGAAUGGCUGCACAACAGCCUCGUCGUUUCAUGGUUACUGUAACAGAGUCAAGCUUUUUAAAUUUUUAUCACAUCACCUUAUCACAGAUGCUUCCUUUGUUCUGGUCAUCCUUUCCACAUCCUCUCUGCAACUUAAUACUAAUUUGUUUUUUUACUUUCCCAGUUCUGAUGAAGCCUGACCUGAAAUGUUAACUAUUUCUCUUUCCACUGAUACUAUCUGGCCUGCUGAAACAUCACAAGUGCUGAAUAUUAUAGUUAUUCAUUUAAUGGAGCUAGUUAUGAAAAACAAUAUUCUAAAAUGAUGAGAAUGAAUGUUAAUUCAGAAAUUAAAAUCACACUAGAACAAAACCUAUUUUAAAAAGGAAUGGACUGGAAUAGUUAUAAUGAACAAAACUAUUAUUUUUAAAUUUCAAAAGUGAAAAGAGAACAAAUUGGUGUCAUUCAGAAAGUAAAUGAAUUGCUGUUCUAGUCCAUAAAAUGACUAACAAAUGUUUUACAGAUGACAUGCAGAUGGAUUUUAAUUCCUUUGAAAAGAAUCUGAAACAAAGCUACAUGUAAGAAUGGUGCAACAAUUCCCUCAAAACUUUAGCAUCCCUAUAUAUUUCCCUUAGUUUUUCAUACCCUGCUAAUAACUGUGCAUUAUGCAAAACUGAUCUGAUUGACAUUCUGAUACAAAUAUUACUGAGAUGUAAUACCUGUGCAGCUGGAUGCACCAUACAAAAGUAGUGUGUUCAAACUAUUGAAGUGAUAUGUUGUGACUUUAUAACCACAGGCUUCUACAUGGUGAUGAGCUUGGAAAAGCCCAGUUGUUUCAUUAAAGAGUUUCAUUUCAUCUUGAAGUAGAAGCUAUAAUCAGUAAAGAACAAAACUAAUUUGCCCUGAGCAAAAAGUGAAAAAAAUUAAUGAUUGUAGAAAUAUAAACAGGCAAAGUCAACAAUGUGGUGCUGGCUCCAAAAGCCUUGGCUGAUCUUUCCUUCAAGUUACAGCAUCAACUGUUUCUACAUUUCUAUUUAUAGUAGAAUAGAGUUGAUGAUUCAGCCUUGGAAAUUCCAUGGAUUCUCUAAUUCUACAGGGAAUGAAGCAGAGUAUAUACUGUACCUAUUCUGGCCUAAUGUAAUUCUAAUCGCAUACCAACACCAUGAACUCUUAAGUGUUCUCUAAAAAAAUUAUAUUGAGGCAGUCAUUUGUAUUAUACUGAGCUACUAGGGAUGGAAAAUAGAUGUUGAUUUGCCCUCCCCAACAUGAGAUACCUUCACAGUAGGGCUGCAGUGGUUCCAGAAGGCUGUUCCUUACCAUCUUCUCAAGGCUUAUUGGGAAUCCAGAAUAAAUUUACAGAAGAAACACUCAGGAGGGAUGUGUGGAGACAUGUUUAUAUCUAGCAUGUCGUGACCUAGUAUUUGCUGCUUUCUCUCUCUCUUUUUCUAACCUCAUCAUCCCUUCCCUCCCAAAUUCUGCCUAUCCAUUCCUGCUCCAUCUUUCUCUCUUCCUUCUCCUCUCCCAUUAAUAAUUAAGGAACUGAUGUUUUAAUUAAAUUAUAUAUUUUUUCCAGCUGCAUCUAAUUUCCACUUUUGCUGGUAGCAGAUAAAUAACUGCAUCGAAGGUACAGUAUUUAUGAAUCAUUAAAGAUUGUGAUUAGUGUUGUAGCAAAUACAGAUGUACAAAUUGUUCAACCAACACACACAAAAUGCUGGUGGAACACAGUGGAGGUCAGGCAGCAUCUAUAGAGAGAAGCACUAUCGACGUUUCGGACCAAGCCCCUUCGUCAGGACUAACUGAAAGGAAAGAUAGUAAGAGAUUUGAGGGGGGGGGGGAAUGCAAAAUGAUAAGAAAAGACCGGAGGGGGUGGGGUGAAGCUGAGAGCCGGAAAGGUGAUUGGCAAAAGGGAUACAGAGUUGGAGAAGGGAAAGGAUCAUUGGACAGGAGGCCUAGGGAGAAAGAAAGGGGGAGGGGGGAGCACCAGAGGGAGAUGGAGAACAGGCAGGGUGUUGGGCAGAGAGAGAAAGAAAAAAAGAGGAGGGGUGUUAAAAUAAGACUGAGUCAUACUGCAUACCAAUGUUUCAACCUCUUUGUGAGAGCUGCUAGAACACAGAAUUCAAUUGUGAACAUCAUAAAACAGCAUUGUUGGGUUCCUUGUGUAUCAACAAUGAAAUAGACAAUGUCAGUUCCAUUUGUAUGGACAGGCUGCAAAUUCUCACAGUUCUCAUGGUAUCGCAGAGCAAUUGUAAUCCAUCCAGCUCUUAAAGGGACAUGAAUCAAAGAGACUUAAAGCUCUUAAAUAGUACAUGAUAGGGAGGGAGAGGGAAACGGGAAAUGGUUAGGAUGGGAAGAGGAAGGGGAGAGGGAGUGAGGGAUAGAGGAAGUCAAUGUUGAACAGAAGGGACAAUGAAGUAAAACGAGGAGAAAGGAGGCCACAAAUUCUAAUUCAUCACCAUAUGCUAUGUAUAAAUGUGCAAAUGUAUAUAUUUUAAACAUGAGAAAGACACAAUGCUGGAAGAACUGAGCAGGCCAGGCAGCUAUAAAGGAAAAAAAGAGCCGAUGUUUUGGGCCAAGACGCUUCAUCGGUUCCUCUCCAUAGAUGCUGCCUGUCCUUCUGAGUUCCUUCAACAUCUUAUGUGACCUGUAUGUUUUGUUUUGUUAACUUUAUUGCUGAUCAUCAAUUACCCUUGAGAAGAUAUUGGUUAGCCACCUGUUUGAACAAUUGCUGUCGUUCUUCCUAAGGUCCCCCAACACUGCUGUGUGGAUGGCAUUCCAGUGGUGAUAAAGAAUUAAUAUAUUUCCUAGUAAGAAUGGUACAUUUGGGAGGGUAACGCCCAGGAAGAGAUGUCCAUACGCCUGUGGCCCUUGUCCUUGAUGGUGGUAAAAGUUUUUGGUUCGGAAGGUGCUGCUGCAGUAGACUGGGUGAAUAUUUUUUCAAGGAUACUCACCAAUACCAUUAUCCCACAGUGAUGAAGGGAAUGACUAUUCUGCAUGAUUGACGAAGUGCCAUCAAACAGACUCAAAGUUCAAAACAAGUUAAUUAUUGAAGUACAGAUACGGCACCCUGAGAUUCAUUUUCUUGUGGGCAUACUCAAUAAAUCUAUAAUAGAAUAAUAACCAUAAUCGAACCAAAGAAUGACUACACCAACUUGGGCAUUCAGCCAGUGUACAAAAGACACAAACUGCAAAUACAUACAUAAAUAAAUAAAUAAGCAAUAAAUAUCAAGAACGUGAGAUGAUGAGGCCUUGAAAUUGAGUCUUCAGGUCUUGGAACAUUUCAAGAGGCCACACUCAGGUUGAAGGAGCAAACCUUCAUUCCAUCUGGGUACUCUUCAACUUGAUGGCAGUGAUCACCAAUGUCUCUAACUUUCACUAUAGAAGCUGGUCAGUUUUAGAUGUCUUGCUGAAUCCUCAUAAACUCUCAAGGAACUGGAGGGAUUGCCUUUAUUUCUUUGUAAUAUUAUUUACUAACUAGGCCAGGACAGCUCCUACAAACUAACACCACCAAGGAAUUUUAAAUUCCACCACCCAUUCUCCGAUGAGGACUGGCUCAAGGACCUCUGGUUUCCUUCUCCUGAAGUCAAUAAUCAGCUCCUUGGUCUUGCUGACAUUAAGAGGUUGUUUUUAUGGCACCACUAUGUUAAAUGUUCUAUCUCCCUCCUAUCUGCUCUCUUAAUGGCAAGGGAAAAGUAUUCCAUCACUCUGUCAUGUCUGUUGAAAAGGUGGCAACACCAUGAGAAAUCAUGAGAUAAAUCACUUAAUACAACAUACCCCCUCCGACCUGCUCUUUUCGAUACCAUGUACGUACCUGAUCAAGCUGAGGUUCUGCUCAGUGGAGAUGCUCAUGAUAUUGAUGGAAGAGUUCUUGGUAAAAAUGACUCAUUGAAUAUCAAGUUAGGAAAUCAAUUCUAUCACAUUCUUAUCUCAUCUCUAGUAAGGUGAAAUGGCUCCAAGAAUCUGCUAUGCAAAAUUAAGCUAUGCUCUUCAAAGAUCUUUCUUGUCUGUGUUGUUUGCAAUCUAUCUUUGCUGGGACAUUAUGUUGACCUUUGCUUUACCACAUCUUCCACAGUCUCAAGUCUGACUGGCAUCUACCUGACAAUGUACAAAAUUGCUCAGGUAGGCACAGGUUACUCCAGGAAUUUCUCAAAGCAGUGCCCUAGCCAUAACAAAUUACUAUCAAAAUCAGGUUUAUUAUCACUUGCAGAUCUUCUGAAAUUGUUUUUGGUGGCAUCAGUAUCAUGCAAGACAUAAAAAAUUAUUUUAAGUUAUAAAAAAAAAGUGCAAAAGAGGACUAGUGAGGUAGUGUUCAUGGAUUAAUGGGCUGUUCAGAGGGGUAGAAACUGUUGAGUGUAUGUUACUCAUCCCUGAUGGUAAUAAUGGGCAGAGGGCAUACCCUGGAUGGUAUUGUUCUUAAAGAUGGAUGCCAUCUCUUGAAGCAGCGCCACUUGAAAUGUCCUUGAUGGGUUUUGCCCAUGAUAGAGCUGAGUUUAGGACUCAAGCCACCAUAUUCAGGAACUUCUACUUCCCGUCAACUAUUUGUCAACUGGCAAUAAAACUUCGUCCAAAUCUCUAAAAACAAAACUGUUAAAUGAACUCGCGACCCCAAAUGUGGGCAAUCCUUUCCCUCCCCAGAUGCUGCUCGAUCCACCCAGUUGCUCCGGCGGUUUUUGCUCCAUAUUGCUGCAUCUGCAGCCUCACACAUCUCUCAAAAUAAAGACCACCCCCAUACCAUUCGCUCUUGCUGCGUUGGUGUGUUGGCGUUCAGUAAUUGAAAAAGCUGCUCUCAUUCAUUCCCCUCUGAAUAGAGAUGCAAGCCCUCCUCCUGCAAGGCAGAAACUCUUCGGACAAUGUGAUGAGGCGGCUGCGAAAAGCCCUUGCGUCUAUUUGUGGUUGUCUCAGCACACACAAAACGCUGGGGGAUCUCAGCGGGUCAGGCAGCAUCGGUGGAAGUGAAUAAACAGUCCAUUUUUCGGGCCGAGACAUUUCAUAAAGGCUGUUGUCUGGGUGGUUUGUAUUUGUCGCUGUCAUGGGACGGGAAAAGACGGGCGUCUGUCUCCCCAGGCAAUAAUUCCCAUCAGCCGUGCAUCUGCGAGUUCUCCGGACAAAUCCAGGUGGUUGGAGGCGCCGCUCGCUAGAGCCCCAGGUGGCGCUGUAGCGGCGCUGUUGGAGGAGUCCUCCUCGGGGCCGCCGGCCGGUGGAGCGGCGCUGUUGGAGGAGUCCUCGGGGCCGCCGGCCGGUGGAGCGGCGCUGUUGGAGGAGUCCUCCUCGGGGCCGCCGGCCGGUGGAGCGGCGCUGUUGGAGGAGUCCUCCUCGGGGCCGCCGGCCGGUGGAGCGGCGCUGUUGGAGGAGUCCUCCUCGGGGCCGCCGGCCGGUGGAGCGGCGCUGUUGGAGGAGUCCUCCUCGGGGACCGGCUGCUGACCGCCGCCGGGAAUGCGCGAACGGCUGACUGGGAGCGAGCUGGUGUGUUGGUUGGGGAAGUGACCUUGGGGAUUACAAAGUCCGGUGCCCAGGUACUUUACAAGUCCGUCAGCUCGUCUCCCUGGAGACGGAGGGGCUCUGUGGUUGCCCCGCUGCUUUGAUCGUGAGGGAAACACCGUUCACCACGCUGACGUUUGGCGUCGUGCCCGCCCCGCAGUUCGGCUCCACCGCACACCGGGACCUUGAACGGUGCCCGUAGCCUUCCAGGCGUCGUCAUGUCGAGGAUGGUGACCGUGCUGUCCCUCUGCUGGACUUGCCUGCUCUUCUGCGCCGGCCUCGGGCUCUUCCUCAGCGGCUUCAUGCUGGUUCGGCUGGAGCUCCGCGGCCGCAGCUUGUGUCAGGACGCACGGUUCUCCGGUGCGGCGUCCUCCGCUCGGGCUUCAAACUCCUGCUGGAUGCCGAGGCGCUUUGCCAAAGCCGUCGUGCUCGUCAUAGAUGCUCUGAGGUUUGACUUUGCCAAGUACGACCCAGGAAACAAGAAUCCCAAACCGUACGAGAAUAAGCUCGAGGUGAUCCACCAGACUGUUGCUUCUAAACCCCAGCAUGCUAGACUUUUCAAGUUCAGAGCUGAUCCGCCCACAACAACAAUGCAGAGGAUUAAAGGGAUGACCACUGGUACUUUACCAACCUUCAUAGAUGUCGGCAGCAACUUUGCAUCUCCGGCAAUCGAGGAAGAUAAUUUGAUUCAACAAUUUGUGCAAAAUGAGAAAAAAGUGAUAUUCAUGGGAGAUGACACUUGGGAAGGACUGUUUCCAAAUAAGUUUUACAGAUCAUUCCCCUUUACUUCAUUCAAUGUGAGAGACCUUCAUACAGUGGAUGAUGGUAUUCUUCAACAUAUUUUCACAACAGUGGAAACUGGCGAAUGGGAUGUACUCAUAGCACACUUUCUAGGAGUUGACCACUGUGGGCAUAGAUAUGGGCCUCACCACCCAAUGAUGGCUGAAAAACUCAAUCAGAUGAACCAGAUGCUGAGGUCAUUAAUUGCAAAACUUCAAAAUGAUACCUUGCUGGUGGUUAUGGGAGAUCAUGGGAUGACGGAAACAGGAGAUCAUGGAGGUGACAGUGAAGGCGAAGUUGAUGCAGCUUUGUUUGUUUAUAGUCCGUUUCCCAUGUUUGAGGAAAAUGCUGUUGAAGACCCAGAGGUCGUCUCUCAGAUAGAUCUUGUACCAACCUUAGCUCUUCUACUUGGCAUUCCUAUUCCAUACAGUAAUAUUGGCAUGGUGAUUGUGGACAUGUUUACAUCUUUGCCAAACCUGACUGAUAAUCAUGAUCUUGAACAAGCAAAGGCACUUCGCUUCAAUGCCAUACAGGUGAAUCAAUUUUUGGAAGCCUACUCUCAAGUUGCCAAGGAUCUCCCCAAGGAAAAGCUGAGUUACCUGUCGCAAUUGUUUUCCACUGCAAUAUCUGAGUAUGAUGCUCUGAUUACAAGCCAAAAGGUUUCUGAAAAAAAUAUUCCUAACCAAGAUCACCAUGCAAGGAUGCAAAAUCUGGUAAUAACAUUGCAGCGUUACUUGAAGGAGACCAAGGAAACAUGUCAAGAAACAUGGGCCCGAUUCAACCCUGCGCACAUGCUGUGUGGUAUUCUGCUUCUUGCAGCAUCUUGUGUACAUUGUUUUUUGGUAUCUGAAAGUGUAUCAACUUUUGAAUCAUUAUACAGAGCACUUCUUAUCUAUCCAAUUAUCUGGGGCCUGUCUUCAGGGUUAAUGGUCAAUAUCUGCAUGCUGAUAUCUGGCAUUAGGUUGGAGCCUCUAAUAGCAUGUUGUUGGGUAGCUGUUGGGUCACAUUUGGGCUUCCAUUGGUAUUUUUGGAGAUCUAAGUACAUUGAUGAUCAAGGUACAAACAAAUUAUCCCAAUGCUUCAGUGCUGGCUUUAAAGGGAAGUGGCAAAGUUUGUGGAAGUUCUUUGUACCUUUGGGAAUGCUGCUGUUACGGUGUGGAGCGAUGUUUUCCAAUAGCUUUGUAAUAAGUGAAGGACAAGUGGUAUCUUUCCUUUUGAAAUCUCUUGUGACUUUUACUGUCAUAAAACUAAAGUGGGAUGGUAAAUUUAAUAAUUAUAGUUUAAAUGUGCCAGAUAUACAUAGGAACCCUAGUUUAAUUACAUAUAAAAGAGAAACUGUUUACCUCAUUGGAUUACUGGUGACCUUUUUGCUGUGUGUUCUGUUCUCUAAUAACUUUUAUAAUUGCCGUGAAGAACUUGUGAACUGUGUGCCCUCUUCCUUCCUCAAACCUUUGUCAAGUUUAAACACCAGGCAAGAAAGGAACCUCCAUUAUAUCUUGUCAGUGUCAUCACUUGCACUCUUGAUCUACCUCGUACGAAAAUGGUUCCUUCAUUACGGAAACCUCAACAGCUCACACUUGAUUGUGUUUUUUGUACGUUUGGGCUUCCCAUUUAUUGUAUUUUGCCUAUGCUGUUUCUGGGCUGUAAAUGCUGCUCCAGAAGAAACUUCCAUUAAACUUCAAGAUCUAAAAAAGAAGAUAAUAAUAUUUCUGCCAGGAAUUGUUGCUAGCCUAAUAAUAACAGGCUUCUUUAUUGUGCUAUGGAAUCCAAUCACUGUAUUUGUGAAAGACAACAAACAGUCUGAUGAAACUCUUAUUCCUUCUUACAAAGAUUCUGCUGAAAUGAAAACUGAUUCCCUACAUGUAAUCCCACUGAUAUACCGUAAGAUCCAGCAAUCAAUGAAAAUGCAUUUUUAUGGUGAUCAGAAUGAGUCUCAGGCAGUAUCUGCUUAUGGCCUUGGAACUGUGUAUUCUGCAGCACUCCUCGUUAUUAUUGUUCUUUUAACAUUUUUGCUUAUUCUGCUGCAUAAUGAGAGAAUGUCACUGGCUUUCCUGCUGCUGUUUUUGGAAGGAUUUACUUUCCUGGAGAUACAUGGUACAGCAAGGAACCUGUCAUUACAGUCUGACAACAUAGGCUAUUUUACAGUCCCGUGGUCUGCAGUUACAGCCUGGGUUUUCACAGCUACACAGUUCUUUUAUGCUACUGGGCAUCAGCCAACUUUCCCGACUAUCCAGUGGAAUGCAGCCUUUGUCGGGUUCACUGAAGGGCACAGCUCCAAUGUGCUGCCAGCAAUAUUGGUUGGGAUGAAUACAUUUGCUUCUCAUAUUCUUUUUGCAGAUAGUGGGAUGCCCCUUGUUACUGCUUUGGCCAUUUAUCCGUGAAGUGAAAAACGCUAAAAGCAAGAUCGCCAGGAAGGAAUGUGGAGAGGAGGAGCUGAUGAUGGAGAUGAGAUUGCGAGAAAAUCCUCAGAUGUUUUCUAUAGCCAUGUUGCAACUGGGAAUGAGAUACUUGUUUGCCU
Molecule: messenger RNA, 12748 nt
Organism: Hypanus sabinus (Atlantic stingray)
Lineage: Eukaryota; Metazoa; Chordata; Chondrichthyes; Myliobatiformes; Dasyatidae
Gene: pigo
Product: phosphatidylinositol glycan anchor biosynthesis, class O
Exons: 8
Coding region: 9669-12611 (980 amino acids)
Biological process (GO): GPI anchor biosynthetic process
Cellular component (GO): endoplasmic reticulum membrane
Molecular function (GO): mannose-ethanolamine phosphotransferase activity
Source: RefSeq, a predicted model, not a curated record